UUUCUUUCCGACCAGAGUCUUGUCGUUUUGUGUAAAGUGGAGUGUUUUAAAACGAGAGGAUGCGAACGUUGUCCCGUGUUCGCGGGUCUAGCGGGUGUAACGGGCAACGUCGCGUUAAAUGAAACGGCAUGUCCCAUACGACGCAACUUUUUAGCGGGUUGCUCAUCCUUCUGUCGGCGAUCGCGCUGUGCGAUGGCACAGACACGUACGAGAUCGACUGCAGUAACCUGCGAAUGGGGCAAUAUAUCUGCCCCCAUCCCGAUUAUGAUUUCAUAGACCCAAAGACGCAGCAACCGCGCGGCUGCACCAAGGAAAAUAAGGCCAAAGUGCUAUGUCUAGCUGCCGAUGGCCUUAUAUGUACAGAAACAAAGAACAACACUUUCAAAAAGGAUAUACCUUGUAAAUGGACAAAUGGAUAUUCAUUUGAGACAUCACUAUUGUUGUCGAUAUUUCUCGGCAUGUUCGGCAUAGAUCGAUUUUACCUUGGAUAUCCUGCUCUAGGCUUGCUCAAGCUGAGCACGUUGGGAUUCCUUUUUCUUGGCCAGUUCGCCGAUGUAAUUCUUAUAGCUACGCAAAUUGUAGGACCGGCGGACGGUUCACACUAUGUGAUGCCAUAUUACGGUGCUGGAAUUAACAUCAUAAGGAGCAACAAUUUUACGUAUAGAGUGCCACAAUAUGAUUGUUGAGAGAAAAUAGUAUAUCUAAAGCAUGUAAAUGACGACUUUUCUAUACACGCGCGCGUGCGUUUGUGUGUGUAUGUAUGUGUAUAUAAUUGUAUACCAAUCUCUGUUUUUGUCGCGA
Messenger RNA from Mycetomoellerius zeteki, 801 nucleotides. RefSeq names its product TM2 domain-containing protein 1 biscotti (gene bisc). The record is from RefSeq and is a predicted model, not a curated record. The transcript has 3 exons. The coding region runs from base 129 to 686 and encodes 185 amino acids. Lineage: Eukaryota; Metazoa; Arthropoda; Insecta; Hymenoptera; Formicidae.